UAGACAGACGUUAUGGGCUGUUAAAGAUUAAGAAAACUAAAGGAACUGACAAAUUUACCAUGUUCUCAAUUCAAAUGUAUAAGAUGAAAUGCCUGAAGCUAUUUGCAGUGUUGGUGAUCUAUAAUCUCACAGCAGGUUUGAAUCUUGGUGUGGAAGGAAAACUAGACUGGCCUUCACUUUCAAGAUGUAGUCUUUUUGGCGAAAAUCAUAUUAGAACUUUUGAUGGAACUUUUUAUGGCUUCCAAGGAGAUUGCAGUUACAUGCUGGCUGGAGAUUGUCUAAAGCAUUCCUUCUCGCUUCUAGUUGAUUAUCAUAAUGGAAAAAAGAAGAGUGUUUCCAUGUACCUGGGAGAAUAUUUUGAUAUUCACAUGUUUAUGGAUGGAACAACAACUCAAGGAGAGAAAAGUAUUUCUAUGCCUUAUGCUUCCAAUGGAAUAUUUCUAGAGAUGGAAGCAGGAUACUAUAAAAUGUCUAGUCAUGAACAUGGUUUUGUGGUAAAAAUGGAUGUCAGUGGAAAUAUUCAACUUGCAUUGUCCAACAAGCUCUUUAACCAAACAUGUGGUCUCUGUGGAAACUUUAACCAAUUUCCAGACGAUGAUUUCAUGACACAGGAAGGAAUAUUGGCAGACAGGAGUUAUGAUUUUGCAAAUUCUUGGGCAUUGCAUGGAGCGAACAAACGUUGCAGAAGAAUAUUACCCUCAAGCAGCACCUGCAACAUCUCAUCUGAUUCUGCAGAAAAGGGCAUCAUGCAGAGGUGCCAGAUGCUAAAAACAUCCUCAGUGUUUAUAAAGUGCCAUCAUGUAGUUGACCCAGAUCCAUUCAUAGCCAUUUGUGAGGAUGACAUGUGCUCAUGUGCUGAAGAAAUGAACUGUCAUUGUCAGACGUUCCUAGAGUAUGCAAGAACAUGUGCUCAUAAUGGAGUUACAGUGGACAGAUGGGGAAUACACUCCUCCUGUGAACCACAGUGCCCUUUGGGAAUGGAAUAUAAUGAAUGUGUGUACCCUUGUGCUAAAACAUGUCAGAGUCUAAAUAUAAAUGAGGUCUGUCCGGAACAAUGCAUUGAUGGCUGCAGCUGCCCAGCUGCAAAAGUUCUUGAUGGUGAUCGAUGUGUAGAGACCUCUCAGUGCUCAUGCAUUCAUUCUGGAAAACGUUAUCCUGUGGCCUCAACUAUCACACGUGACUGUAAUUCAUGCAUUUGCAGGCAUGGCAUGUGGGUGUGCAGCAAUGAAGAAUGCCCAGGUGAAUGCUCUGUCAGUGGACAAUCACAUUUCAAAAGUUUUGAUAACAAGCAUUUUACCUUCAGUGGAAUCUGUCACUACUUGCUUGCAAGAGACACUAUGGACAAUUCAUUUUCUGUUGCUAUAGAAACUGUACAGUGUGCAGAUGAUCCUGAUGCAGUAUGCACCAGAUCUGCUUCUGUUCGUCUUCAGGAGAUGCAAAAUAUGACUAUAAAGCUGAAGCAUGGUGGAGGAGUGUCUCUAGAGGGACAGGAUAUACGGCUACCCUUGAACCAUGGUUCUCUUCGUAUUCAGAAUACUGUGCUGUCAUCUGUAAGACUCACAUACAAAGAAGAUUUGCAAAUUGAUUGGGAUGGUCAUGGAGAACUAUUGAUUAAGUUAUCCCCAGUGUAUUCAGGAUCAACCAGUGGGCUUUGUGGUAAUUACAAUGGUAAUCAAGGUGAUGACUUUCUCAGCCCAUCCGGCCUUGUAGAGACCAAUGUGGAAGUUUUUGGAAACUUGUGGAAACUCAACAGCGAUUGUACAGAUCUGACAAAACAAGAUACAGACCCAUGUAAUCUCAACCCUAAAAGAGCAAGAUUUGCAGAAGAAGUAUGUUUUGCCCUUCUGGCCUCUACAUUCCAGUCAUGCCAUAAUGAGGUCAAUCCCGCACCAUAUCUGAAGAAUUGUCGCUAUGAUGUGUGCUCAUGUUCAGAUGGAAAGGAAUGUCUGUGUUCUGCAUUUUCAACUUAUGCCACCGCGUGUUCGAGAAAGGGAGUUCUUAUUGACUGGAGAACACCAGAAUUUUGCCCAAUAAAAUGUUCUGAAGGGAAGAUCUAUCGACAGUGUGGAAGUCCCUGUAACCAGACAUGCCGAUCUUUGUCUCUUCCUGAUACCGACUGCAAAGAAUUCUGUAUGGAAGGAUGUUACUGCCCCCCAGGACUCUACACCAAUGAGUACGGAGAGUGUGUGCCUAAAGCAGAGUGCUCUUGCCAUUAUGAUGGAGAGGUUUUCCAGCCUGAUGAUGUAUUUUCCAAUCACCACACUAUGUGCUACUGUGAAAAUGGACUAAUGCACUGCAGCUCAAAUGAAAUUCCGGGUGCCUACAUCGCCGAUGCUUAUUUUAAUCAGCCACCAGCUAGAGUGAAAAGAAGCUUAACAUGCAGAGCUCCCCUCAAUAAAUUUAUAUGUCCUGAGAAUGACCCAAGUGCCAAAGGAAUAGAAUGUGCCAAGACAUGCCAAAACUAUGAGCUGGAAUGCGUGAGACAUGGUGGCUGCACUUCUGGUUGCAUGUGUCCCAGUGGAAGGGUUCGGCACAACUCAAAAUGCAUUGUUCUAGAAAAAUGCCCAUGUUUCCAUAACGGCAAUGAAUAUUCACCAGGUUCAUCUGUGGAGAUAGAUUGCAACACAUGUAUUUGUAAAAAUAGAAAAUGGCAGUGCACCAACAACAUAUGUGAUGGGACCUGCUCAGUUAUUGGACUAUCUCACUAUAUGACAUUUGAUGGAUUAAAUUAUAAAUUUCCUGGAGACUGCCAAUAUGUCUUGGUUCAGGAUUAUUGCAAUGAAGCCCAUGGAACCUUCCGUAUCCUAGUGAGAAAUGAAGGUUGUGGAUUCACAGGCGAAAAAUGUUCCAAAAGAAUUACUAUUCUCUUUAGAAAUGGAGAAAUUGAAUUGGCUAAUGAGCAGGUUACUUUCAAGAAGCCUCCAAGAGAUGAGACAGAUAUGGAAGUGAUACAGUCUGGUCGCUACUUUAUUCUAUUACUUGGCAAGCAAAUGUCUGUGACUUGGGACAAAGGAAUGAGAGUCUAUGUCAAACUGAAGGAGACCUACAGGGAUCAAGUUUGUGGUUUGUGUGGGAACUUCGAUGGAAUUGAAAACAAUGAUUUGACUAGCAGCAAUAAUCAGGUGGAAAUUGACCCCAGUGAUUUUGGAAAUUCUUGGAGAGUAAAUCCCCUAUGUGCCGAUGCUGCAAAGUUUUCUGCAUCAUUAACCGGAUCACUAUGUCAAGACAAUGUGAUGAAGCAAAUUGCGGUAGAAAAUGCCUGUAACAUUCUGAUCGAGGAAAUGUUUGCAGAAUGUGCAAAACUGGUAAAUCCUGAACCAUAUUGGGAGAUUUGUAGAUACGAAACCUGUGCUUGUGAAUCCAUUGGGGAUUGUGUAUGUUUCUGUGACUCUAUAGCUGCCUAUUCUCAUGUCUGCGCUCAGAAAGGAGUAAAUAUACAGUGGAGAUCAUCAAGAUUAUGUCCACAAAGUUGUGAAGAAAAGAAUAAGAAAGAGCUGGAGUAUGUGUGUGAAUGGAGAUACAACAGCUGUGCACCUGCCUGCCCAACAACAUGUCAACAUCCUGAGUCUGUAGACUGUCCCCUUAAAUGUGUAGAAGGCUGCCAUGCAAACUGUCCUCCUGGUAAAAUAUUGGAUGAAGUAUCGGAAUCAUGUGUUGAUCCUAAAGAUUGCCCUGUGUGCAUAAUAGAAGGCCGUCACAUCCCACAUGGAAAGACAAUCACUCUGAACAAAGAUGACCCUCACCGUUGUCAGUUAUGCCAUUGUGAAGGACAAAACUUGCAGUGUAACAAAUGCAAGGUGGAGCAUUUAACAACCCAAGCCACAACUAUUUUACCAGAGGAAAUAACACCUACCCCUGAACCUGAAGUAAUUGAUGAAAGCACAUUUUUCUGCAGCAAAAUAUUGGACCUCCUUUUCUUAAUAGAUGGAUCAUCUAAGCUUUCUGAAAAUGAUUUUGAAGUUGUCAAGAAUUUUAUUGUUGGCUUUUUAGAAAAAAUCUAUAUUUCAGAAAAGAGAAUCCGUGUGUCUGUUCUGCAGUAUCACACAGCCAUACAGACAAUCUUCUGGCUCCAAGAUAAUAAGAAACCAGCUCAGCUAAUCAAAAUGAUUAAAGGCAUAAAGUAUACUGGCAGUGACACAGCCUUAACAUUUGAAGGACUUAAAUAUGCAGCUUAUUAUAUUUUUAAAAUUCCAAGAGAGAAUGCAGCCAGAAUUGCUAUUUUAUUAACGGCCAGUUCAUCUCCACAGAGCAUCUCCAAUAUAAUGUCAGUGGUUACCAAGAGGAAGAUAACUGUGAUUCCAGUGGGAAUAGGGCCAUAUGUCAAUAUGGACGACAUAAAGAAUAUCCAAAGUAGAUCACCAAUGAAUAAACCAUUUAUAUUAGGGAAUGUAUAUGAAUUAUUUGACAAAAGAGAUGAAAUUAUCCAUUAUCUCUGUGACUUGGUACCACAACCACCAAAACCACUUCCUACUAAAAAAACAAAUGUCCCAGAAAUUAAAGUGACUGUAUCCCCUCUUGACAAAGAACCUAUUGCAACAGUUCCAAGUUUGCUCACUACAUCAAUUGCAACAAGAAGUCCCUGGAGCAAGCAAGCAGAUAUUAUUUUUGUGCUUGAAGGUUCAAAAUAUGUGGGAGAAGAGAACUUUAAUAAGUCUUUGGAAUUCCUGAUAGACACAGUAAAUAAAAUGGAUAUUAGUGAAGAAACAAUACACAUUACAAUCAUACAGUAUUCCUAUACUAUAACACUUGAAUACACUUUUUCAGAGAGACAAUCCAAACAAGAAAUCAUAAAAAGGAUACGAGAGAUUAAGUACAGUGGAGGCAAUUCUACCAACACAGGAAAAGCCCUCAAUUACCUCAAUGAGUACUCAUUUACCAAGGAUGCAGGGAGCAGAGACCAAGUGCCGCAUCUUGUCUACAUGGUAACAAGUAAUCCUUCAAGUGAUGUCAUAACUAAGAUCUCUACAGACAUAAAUCUAUUCCCCAUAGCAGUGGGACCAAAUGUUAACCUAGAAGAACUUGAGUUUAUCAAUCCCCAUGUCAAACCAAUACAUAUUGACAGCUACGAUGACCUUAUCUCCAAUAUGCCAGAGCUGGUACUUGAAAAAUGCUGUUCAGACAACAAUGUUCCAGCCACAGCAGCGGUUAUUAUUGCUACAAGGACACCUCUGAUCAUUGAAGAACCUUGCAGAAAACCAAUGGAUAUAAUAUUUAUUUUGGACGGCAGCGCUAAUGUCAGGCCAUCACAGUUUGAAGAAAUGAAGACAUUUGUAAAAUCCUUUAUAAAAAAAGCUGCCAUAGGUCCUGAGUCAACACAAGUUGCUGUCCUGCAGUAUGGGAGAACCAAUAAUAUGGAAGUUGCAUGGACAGACCCGCAAGACAAAACUAGUCUUAUUAAUACAGUUAAUAACAUUCAACAAACAGAGGACGGUCCUAGCAAAAUAGGUGAAGCGUUGCUCUUCGCUGUUCAGAGCGCCAUGUCAGAAGUUCAUGGGGGAAGACCUGAUGCCGCUAAAAUUGCAGUGAUGGUUAUUACUGACAAGUCUCUUGAUCAUGUGGACAUCGCUGCACAAACAGCAACAAUAAACAGAGUAACUGUGUUCCCCAUUGGCGUUGGAUCCAGAUACGAUGAAGAAGAGCUCAGAAUGCUUGCUGGCCCAAUGCCAAACAACAGAGUCAUGAAACUUCAGCUUAUUGAAGAUUUGCCAACUAUGGUUACUCUUAAUAAUGAGUUCAUUAACAAACUGUGCACUGAAAUUGUGAACAUCUGCAUUGAUGAUAAUGGGAAUCAAAAGAGGCCUGGUGACAAGUGGACCCUCUCAGAUAAAUGUCACAGUGUGACCUGUUUAUCAGAUGGAAAAACUAUACUGGAGAGUCAUAAAAUAAACUGUGAGAAGAUCCCAAAGCCUACUUGUCACAAUAACUUUGCUGCAAUUAAAAUUGAGGAAACCUGUGGGUGUCGCUGGGCAUGCCCAUGCAUGUGUAUGGGAAGUUCAACGAGACAUAUUGUUACAUUUGAUGGACUGGAUUUUAAACUCAUCGGCAAUUGUUCCUACGUACUGUUUCAUGACAAAGAACAAAAUAUUGAAGUGAUCCUUCAGAAUGAUAAAUGUGCCUCAGCAGUACAUCAAACAUGUAUGAAAUCAAUAGACAUUAAGCACGAUCAAGACUCGGUACAGAUUUCAGAAAACAUGGAGCAGGUUUUAGUUAAUGGAAAAGUCACAUCUGUACCUUAUUCAAGCAGUGCAUUUGAAGUAUCAGUCUACGGAGCCACAAUGUAUGAGAUACAAAUUCCCAGUCUUGGAUUUAUUUUUACAUUCACUCCAUCAAUUAAUGAAUUUUCACUUCAACUUAAUCCAAAAUUUUUCGCUUCAAAGACAUCUGGAUUGUGUGGUGUCUGUGACCAGAAUACGCUAAAUGACUUUAUGCUGAAAGAUGGUUCAAUAACUGCCGACAGCAAUACAUUUGUAAAGGAAUGGACAGUCGUUGACAGCCUCGGAAGAACUUGUGAAACCAAACUUGAUGAUGUUUGUACACAAGCUGCAAGCUCCCAAUGCAAUAUUCUACUUUCAAGUACAUUUGAAGAAUGCCAUAACAAAAUUCCUCCUGGCAAAUAUUUUGCUGUAUGCGAGGAAGCAAGCUGUCACGGAGAGGAUAUUUGUGAAGCCAUUUCUGUCUAUAGCCAGAUUUGCAGAUUCAACGGUGUGUGUGUAAAUUGGAGGACAUCUGAUUUCUGUCCAAUGAAGUGUGAAAGCCCUAUGGUGUAUAAUCACUGCCGAAUAGGAUGUAUUCGGGACUGUGGAAAUGCGCUCAACAGAACCGUGUGCUCUACAUACCCCACUGAAGGCUGCUUUUGUUCGUAUGAAGAUGUAAUGUAUAAUGGGAAAUGUGUCAGUGAGAAUGUCUGCACUCAGUGCACAGAUGAAUACGGAGAGGACCACCAGUAUUUAGAAUCCUGGAUUCCUUUAAAUGAACCUUGCAAGAUCUGUCAGUGUGUUGAAGACAAGAAGAUUAGCUGUAUAGUCAAGCCAUGCCCAACAGCACAACCUCUUACCUGUGGUCCAUGUGAAGUCCCAAGAAUAAAAAAGACAUCUAACCAAUGUUGUCAAGAAUAUGAAUGUGCUUGUGAUCUGAGCACAUGUGAUGUAAAUCCAGUGCCUCAUUGUAAACAUGGGCUUGUUCCCAUCCUAACAAACCCAGGACAAUGCAAACCAAACUACGAGUGUGCAUGCAAGAAGGAAGAAUGUACAAGUGGAGAAAUUCCUUUCUGUCCACCUUACAAGAAGCUCACUAUAAGGAAAACUGAAUGCUGUGAUGAAUAUGAAUGUACUUGCAGCUGCUCCAACUCAACUGUCAUUUGUUCAGCUGGAUAUAUAUCCUCCGUUAUCACCAAUGAAUGCGGGUGCAGAAAUAUUAAUUGCGAACCAGAUAAGGUUUGUGUAUUUAAAAACAAUGUCUAUGCUGUUGGAAGCACAUGGGAAGAUGGAUGUAAAAAUUGCUCUUGCACAGAUAUGGUGGAUGCAGUUACGAAGCUUCACAUAGUGGAGUGUCUUCAAAGGAAAUGCCAGAAGGAUUGCAGUCAGGGCUACACAUAUGUACAGAAGAAAGAUGAAUGUUGUGGGAAGUGCAAAAAGACUGUCUGUGAACAAAAGAUCAUCUCAAGAGGACAAGCUGACGUGGAUAUCUCAGGGACCAUUCGCUAUCGCAAUGUUGGUGAUAUAUGGCCUUCUCCCUAUGAUCCUUGCGUUAUCAAUGAGUGCGCACAAGUGAAUGAUGAGGUGUUUGUUCUACAAAAGAAUGUUUCCUGCCCUGUAAUACAUACAAAGAAAUGUCCUCCAGGAUUCGAGCUGACAUGCAUGAGUGGAUCAGAAUGUUGUCCAUUAUGUCAGUGUGAUCCAAUACCUGGCUGUAUUCGUAAUGGAACUAUCAUUGCGCCUGGAGAAACAUUAAUGAUUGACGCAUGUUCCACAUGUGAAUGUAAUGUGCAAAGAAUACCAGUUGUGAACUUUAAACUUACAUGUAGAAAAACAACUUGCCAGCCAUGUCCCAAGAAUACCAUUUUGAAGAAAAUCAGUGGAUCUUGCUGUGGCAGAUGUGUAUCAAUCGGCUGCUCUGUAACACUGAGAAAUGGAACAAUUAUUAAUGUAAAGCCAAAUGAGAUUGUAAAGGAUGGAUGUGACACACAUUCCUGUAAAAUAAACGAGAGAGGAGAUUUGACUUUGGAAAGGAGAACUACAAACUGUCCCAACUUUAACAGAGAAAAAUGUUUGGCAGCUGCGGGUAAAGUUCAACAACUGGAUAAUUCCUGCUGUGAAACAUGUGUGGAAGCAGAGUGUAAGCAAGUCACGGCAACAGUACAAUAUGUAAGAGUGGAUGACUGUAUGAGUGAAAAUCAGCUGAAACUUAAAUAUUGUGAGGGCAAGUGCACAAGUAAGUCUGUCUACGUCAUUGAUACACAUACCAUGGAAGACCAGUGCAUCUGUUGCUCCGCUACACAGACAGAAUCACUGAAAGUGCCUCUCCGAUGCGCCAACGGGACUUUAGUAGAGCAUGAACUACUGCAAGCAACGGCGUGUGAAUGUCUGUCUCACAAAUGUAAAAAGUAAUAUUUUAUUACAAAUACAAUUAUAUUCCAUGCUUAAACUUAUACCUCACUGAGUCACUUUACAUAAUGAGUAACGCAUCAAGUUUGUAAUGUCACAUCAAACCCCAGUUAAUCAUGUAGGUCAACAUAAAGCAUUUACAGAUCAUUUGCAACUUGCAACAGAUAAGUAUACAUGUAUUAUAUGCAGUCUAUAGCUGCCAUCCGUGUUUACAAUAAGUUGUAUGUAAUAGCAGCGUUUUUUUAAGAGAUGUUUACUUAAAUGCUAUUACAAUUAAUUAACUUUUAUUUGGCAAUUGUUACACACUGUUUCAUAUAAUAAAUUCCACUCUCAGAAACCCUAAAAAGGUUAUAUCAAUUUUUAAUCUGAAAUCAAGUAAAUAAAAAUUAAAGUGUUUUAUUAAA
This is a messenger RNA of Bombina bombina (fire-bellied toad), 9007 nucleotides long. RefSeq names its product von Willebrand factor (gene VWF). Gene Ontology annotation, cellular component: extracellular matrix. Lineage: Eukaryota; Metazoa; Chordata; Amphibia; Anura; Bombinatoridae. The record is from RefSeq and is a predicted model, not a curated record. The transcript is spliced from 52 exons. Gene Ontology annotation, biological process: blood coagulation; cell-substrate adhesion. The coding region runs from base 60 to 8606 and encodes 2848 amino acids. Gene Ontology annotation, molecular function: protein binding.